AACAAAUCUAGGACAUUCACUCGAGUUAACCUCGUCGCAGCUCCAGCGACAUCCGCGACUAGUGAACCAUCGACAAUCGAGGCUUUAUCAUCGCAAAUAGCAUCACUACAACGCCAACUCGAGAAACUCUCCCUAGAUCGUAAGCAGCGCAGCCGCUCUAGCUCAUCACCUCGUCGCACGAAGCGUAACAAUUCAGGCUUUUGCUUUUACCACUCGCGUUUUAGUAACAAAGCCCGUAAUUGCGACCAACCAUGCAGUUUCUCCGCCGCAAAGCAGCGAGACUUUUAGGCCGGCCCGUAAUGGCGACUAAAGGUGUCGGCAAAGCCCAAAGCUAUGAUUUCGAGUCGCCCAAUGUGCAUUGCAAGUAAAAACGGUACAUCUAGUCUCAUCAAUGAAUUCCUCAAAACUGAUCGCAUACAUUCCAAAACCAACAGCAAGGUUUUUGUCGUACCGCGCUCGCUCUUCAAUCUAGCUACGUUUAAUGUUCGAACGCUCAUGCAGGUAGGUUCACAAGCUGCUACUGCGCUCACUUUGGAAACUCUCUCAAUCGACGUUUGCCGCCUAACCGAAACCCGUUUACAAGAGUUUAGCACAACGCUGCGAUUACUCUCACCAUCCCUAAAUUCCAAUUGCACAUUCCCCAUGUGCUUAUCGGGAGAUGCGACAGCAGCAACCUCUGGUUGCGCCGGUGUAGGAGUUGCGUUAAGCGCGCGUGUUGAGGCGGCGCUCAUUGACUGGUUCCUUGUCAACAGCAGUCCGCUUAAAAAGUUUAGUGCGAUCUUCCAGCCACGGGAUCAGUGGGCGUUGCAUAUUCAUUGUGGCAGCGUACACUCCUACGGACUGCAGCCCGGACGAAUUUUCCCGCCAACUCAUCGACCCCCGCAAGAACAUCGUGAUACUCGCCGGAGACCUAAAUAUGCAGGUCGGUAGCCCAGAGCUUCAUGAGAGUGAACUUAGGGUUCAACAAAGACACGGUACUCGCAGGAUGGACAACGGCGAUCGACUCCCUCAACUGUGCGCUGACCACGAUUUGUUCCGUUCCAGCACCAAAUUGUGACAUUCCUGGUGCCAACGAGUAACCUGGUGAUCUCCGGCGCCUGGUCAAGCUGGACGCAGAUUGAGCACAUCGCUGUUAGUUACCGUUUGCGAGGCUGCAUAAAACUGCAAGUAAAUUUGGAAAACCUACCUGACUUCCGAUCAUGCGCUCGUGUGCUAAGUUCCUU
Molecule: messenger RNA, 1223 nt
Organism: Dicrocoelium dendriticum
Lineage: Eukaryota; Metazoa; Platyhelminthes; Trematoda; Plagiorchiida; Dicrocoeliidae
Source: the annotation of a GenBank genome assembly